This is a messenger RNA of Pistacia vera, 1901 nucleotides long. RefSeq names its product pescadillo homolog. The record is from RefSeq and is a predicted model, not a curated record. Lineage: Eukaryota; Viridiplantae; Streptophyta; Magnoliopsida; Sapindales; Anacardiaceae. Gene Ontology annotation, cellular component: nucleolus; PeBoW complex. The transcript has 13 exons. Bases 69 to 1865 code for a protein of 598 amino acids. Gene Ontology annotation, biological process: ribosome biogenesis; maturation of LSU-rRNA from tricistronic rRNA transcript (SSU-rRNA, 5.8S rRNA, LSU-rRNA). Gene Ontology annotation, molecular function: RNA binding.
CCUCUUUCUAACAAUUCUCUUAUUGCCUCCAUUUUCACUCCUUGUGUGACCGAGGCUUCUCUGCCACUAUGCCGAAGCAUUACAGACCUGCUGGAAAGAAGAAAGAAGGAAACGCUGCUAGAUACAUCACCAGGUCACAAGCUCUCAAGCACCUCCAAGUCAAUACAAAACUUUUCAGGAGAUUAUGCAUUUACAAAGGAGUAUUUCCCCGAGAGCCAAAGAAGAAGUUCAGAGGAAAUCAUCACACUUAUUAUCACUUGAAGGAUAUUUCAUUCAUUCGACAUGACCCAAUACUUGAGGACCUGAGAGCAAAGAGUGCAUAUGCAAAGAAGGUAACUAAAGCCAAGGCAAAGAAGAAUAAGGAACUUGCCAAUAUUCUGAUAAAGCGCCAACCUCAAAUCAAACUGGACAGACUUGUUCUAGAGAGGUACCCUCAUUUUGUUAAUGCUCUCAGAGAUUUGGAUGACCCUCUCGCGCUGGUGCACCUUUUUGCUUCUUUACCUGCCUCUGACAGGAUGAAGAUUGAAGUAAAGCGUGUCCACAAUUGUCGAAAGUUGAGUCAUGAAUGGCAAGCUUACAUUUCUCGGACUCAUAAAUUGCGAAAGGUUUUUGUAUCUGUGAAAGGGAUAUAUUACCAGGCUGAGGUUGAGGGUCAAAAGAUUACAUGGCUAGCACCUCAUGGGCUGCAGCAAGUUUUGCCUGAUGAUGAUGUUGUCUAUGAUGUCUUGCUCAACUUCUUGGAAUUCUACGAGACACUCCUUGCCUUUGUCAAUUUUAAACUUUAUCAUUCCAUAAAUGUUAAAUAUCCACCCAUUCUUGAUCCUCGAUUGGAAGCUUCAGCAGCAGAACUUUAUGCAUUGUCAAGAUACUUUGAUACUAACUAUAGAACUCCUGAGCAAAUUGAUGGAACUGAACGAGAUGAAUCUGAACUCAGACUUGCCCAACUUCAGCAUCAACUUCCUUCCAAUGAACCUGGUGCAUUGAUGCAACUUGUUAAAGGUGCUGCUGAUGAAAAUGAAGAGGAUGAAGAUACAAAGGAGUGUAAGAAACUCUUUAAGAAUAUGAAAUUCUUCUUGAGUCGCGAGGUUCCCAGGGAGUCGUUGCUUUUUGUCAUCCCUGCUUUUGGUGGUGUUGUAUCUUGGGAGGGAGAGGGGGCUCCUUUUGAGGAAGCAGACCAGAGUAUUACUCAUCAGAUUGUUGAUAGACCAACUCAGGGUCAUAUAUACCUUUCAAGAGAAUAUGUUCAGCCACAGUGGGUUUAUGAUUGCAUAAAUGCACGGAUUAUAUUGCCAACUGAAGCUUAUAUGGUGGGAAGGGUUCCUCCCCCACACCUGUCACCUUUUGUUGAUAAUGAAGAAGAAGGUUAUGUACCUGACUAUGCAGAAACCAUUAAACGGCUGCAGGCUGCUGCUAAGAACGAAAUUCUUCCAAUGCCAGGCUUGGGAAAAGAAGAUCUGGAAGAUCCUCAAAAUUUGCUGGCUGAAGGUUAUCUCAGUCGAGCAGAGGCUAUUGAAGCUGCUGAGAGAAAGCGGACAAUGAUGGCACUUGAGAAACAGUAUCAUGAUGAAUUAAAGAUGGAACUUCAGGGUAACCAGUAUUCUUCAUCUGCCGUGGAUAAGAAUAAGCAGAUCUCUGGUGAGGGUAGCAACAAUGAGGAGGCUAGGGAGGAGGAAUCUCUUCCUGAUAUGCAGGAUACUGCCAAGGAUGCAGCAAAUAUGUCGACACUUUUAAUGUCACGUAAAACGAGGGGGCUAUAUGAAGCCAUGAAGAUAGGCAAAGAAAAGAAGAAAGCUGAUGUUUCUCUUCUCAAGGAGCGAAAGAAAAGGAUUCAAAAAAUUCAAACUCAGAAUACUAAGAAGAAUUAACGAGCCGUCCCAUAAUCUUCCGUGGCCUGAAGUUAC